AAUUGAUGUGCACGUCGCAGCCCCGGCACCAGCAACAAAAAAAGGAAACACACCAUGGGAAAAAAGCAAUUAGUCCACGAAGAUCGUUCCUGAUUGAUCUCCAUGAUACCAUGCUACCAAAACUAACCUCCAUGAUGAUACCCUGUCUCCCUCUUCCUCGCUCAGCUUUCUGUCUUUCUCUCUCACCAAACCUUGCCCUGCUUUCCUCUGCUCCCCGUGCACUGGGUAUAAGACACGCCGGGCCAAGAACGCAACACCAUUCUGCCUGCAUCUUUCUUCCAACCCUCUCUACCCUCCGUCAGAACCUCCGUAGUCUCAGUGUCAAUCGUCUCUGGCUCCGAUGAAGGACCGCCGCAGCGGCGCCGGCUUCUCCUUCUCCAUCGGCUGCAUGUCGCAGUCCGCCGUCGCCGUCGCCGAACCGCUCGACAAGAAGCCACCAGCACCGGCGCCGCAGCCGCAGCAGGAGGCCGACACCCCCUCCUCCUCCACCACGACCACGGCGGCCACCGCACAGGAGAGAGGCGCCGGAGAAGAAAGCAGCGAGGACAAGGCCAGAACCGCGGCGGCGGCGUCAGGGGUCGUCACGGCGGGGGUGCAGCGGCUGCUCAAGGGAAUCAAGACCUUCUUCGCGGCCUACGACGGCGAGGAGGACGACGAGGAGGAGGAUAGGGAGAUCGUGAUCGGGUACCCCACCGACGUGCAGCACGUCGGGCACAUCGGCUGGGACGGCCUCAACAAGGUGGGCGGCAUGGGCGUGGGCAUGGGCAUGGUCGGCGCCUUCUCCCAGCCCUCCUCCCUCUCCCUCCGCCAGCUCGAGAUCGCCAUGGACCCCGGCGCCGUCGCCACCACCUGCAUCAACUGACCAAUCUCUGCUGCCAUUGCCAUGCUCCUCGAGCUCGACAAACCACCCUCACUAGUGCUAGUAAAAAAAGAGUUGAGACGAGUGAUCUCAUCUUUUAGUUCUUCCACGUGCUUGCUGAUGAUUGAUAAUUACCUUGUCAUUUGGUAAAAUCUUUGUUUUAACUUUGGGUGAGAUAAAGAAGCAUAUGCAUAGGUUUGUGUAUAUAUUAUGCAUUCAUGUGGAGUGGAGUUGUGUACAUACUUGGUAGAUUGUGGGAGCUUCAGCUUGUUUCAAGAUCUCUACGGGCCAUGGGGCCCCCUCUCUUCCUCUUUUCCAUUGAAGUUGCUCUUAAACCAGAUGGUAAAAUCUUGUCAGGAGUGAUGGUGAUUAAUUGCUGCUGCUGCUGCUGGUA
Molecule: messenger RNA, 1253 nt
Organism: Aegilops tauschii subsp. strangulata
Lineage: Eukaryota; Viridiplantae; Streptophyta; Magnoliopsida; Poales; Poaceae
Product: CRIB domain-containing protein RIC4
Source: RefSeq, a predicted model, not a curated record